This is a messenger RNA of Condylostylus longicornis, 2996 nucleotides long. RefSeq lists its product as uncharacterized. Gene Ontology annotation, biological process: G protein-coupled receptor signaling pathway. The transcript is spliced from 5 exons. The coding region runs from base 9 to 2369 and encodes 786 amino acids. Gene Ontology annotation, cellular component: membrane. Lineage: Eukaryota; Metazoa; Arthropoda; Insecta; Diptera; Dolichopodidae. The record is from RefSeq and is a predicted model, not a curated record. Gene Ontology annotation, molecular function: G protein-coupled receptor activity.
AUAAUAUUAUGGCGGAUCAAAUAGUAACUACUACUUUGGCAACAAUUGCCAAUCAACUUGUUUUAGCUACAGAAAAUUCAAAAGAUUCAAAUAGUGGUGAUGACUCUAAUAGUAUUUUUAAAACAGAUGUAGAUAUUGGUGAUGAAAUUAGUCGAUUUUCACGUUCUCAACUAACAUUUGCUGCUGUACUCACAAUAAUUAUUAUGAUAGUAGGUAUUUUUGGAAAUAUUUUAACAACAGUAGCUUUACUUAAAUGCCCUAAAGUGAGAAAUGUUGCUGCGGCAUUUAUAAUUAGUUUAUGCAUAGCUGAUUGUAUUUUUUGUGCAGCAGUAUUACCAUUUAAUGCAUUUAGAUUUAUAGAGGGUACAUGGACACAUGGAGAUUUCUUAUGUAAACUUAUACCAUUUAUACAAUAUGGAAAUAUUGGAGUUUCUUUACUUUGUAUAGCUAUGAUUACAAUUAAUAGAUAUAUUAUGAUAGCACAUCAUACAUCAUAUGCAAAAAUUUAUAAAAGACAUUGGAUUGGUGCUAUGAUAGUAUUUUGUUGGGUUUUUUCAUAUGGAAUGCAAUUACCAACUUUAUUAAGUGUAUGGGGUAAAUUUGGUUAUGAUGAAAAACUUGGAACUUGUUCUAUAUUACAAGAUCGUUUUGGUCGAAGCAGUAAAACAGCUUUAUUUGCAAUUGCAUUUGUAACACCUUGUAUUAUAAUUGUAGCAUGUUAUGCAAAAAUAUUUUGGGUAGUUCAUGAAUCAGAAGUUCGAAUGAGAAAACAUGCACAUAAACAAAAUUCAAUACCAAACAAUAUGAGACAAAUGCCAAGUAGUACAACAAUUAAUAGAGCUGGAACAAGUUCAGCUGCAGUUAGAGCUUCACAAGUAUCAUCAAGUUCAUUUGAAAAUACAAGCGGCGGUGCUGGUGGCGGUAAUGGUACUGGUACAGAAAAUAAACAAAAAGCUCUCAGAAUAAAAGAUCAUCGUGAUGCGCGAGCUAAACGUAAUGAAUGGAGAAUAACAAAAAUGGUUUUAGCAAUAUUUUUAUCAUUCGUUGCAUGUUAUUUACCAAUUACAAUUGUUAAAGUUUUGGAUCGUGAUGUACAUUGGCCAGGUUUUCAUAUAUUUGGUUAUAUUAUGUUAUAUUUAUCAGCUUGCAUUAAUCCAAUUAUUUAUGUAAUAAUGAAUAAACAAUAUAGGCAAGCGUAUAAGACUGUUUUAACUUGUAAACCAACAAGACUGUUACCAUUCAAUGGUGGAAGUAGUAAUGGAGAGAAAUGGAAAGACAUCGGGUUCAAAUUCGACAAUCACAGCCGUACAAUGGUAUCACAGGUUUCCCUUGCAGAUCCAAACAGUAUAAGCAGUAUCAGUCACAGCAACCAAUUACAGCAACAUCAACAAAACCCAACAUCAAAUACGGUGGAACUUAUACAUACGAAUUUAAAGUCCCAACAACAUUACAACAACAACAAUCAUAUUCACCCAAUCAAUACAUCACUGAACAAUACAACUGUGACAAAUCCAAACAAGAUGGAUCAAACUCAAUUCCAAUCACAAAAUUCUAUACUCUCCAAUCGAAAUGGGGAAUCAAACCAAAUUGGUCAGCUACAUUACACCAAUAUCCGACAAAACAACAGAUUGAAUUGGUUAAUGAACACGAGAACCCCAGAGAACAACAAUUAUACAAUAGAAAAUAUGAACAAUAUUUCACACAAUUCCCAACAGCCGUUAACCGAUACGAUAAUAAAUCACCCUCUCCAAUCCAAUGUAUUAAACAACAACAAUUUAACAACGAACAAUCAAACCGAGAUACCGAUAUACAGUCCAAUAAACAAACCGAAAAUUUCUCAACAGCAACAACAACAACAGCAACAAAAAAUAUCAGCGCAAUUGGAAAUUCCACCUCAAAAACCGAUUAUAACAACAUCAACGGAAAAUGUUUUAGAACCCCAACAAAGACAAUAUCAACAACCACAAUCAGAAAUCCAGGCUAUCGUUACAAACCUCCCAUUACAACGGCAACAAUAUAUCCCUCGCCACGCUAUUCAGCGUCCAGGUAUUCGCAUCACAUUGGACGAGGGGGACGUAAUAAUCGAAGAGGACGAAUCAGCUGCAAUCUCCCAAAUAUCAUCGACGGUAGAACCUACUUCUAUGAAAAUGACAACAAUAUCCCCAAACGAGAAAACAUCAAAGCAAUUACUAACGAACAAUUUAAACGACAUUCCAGAUAACAAUAAUAAAAUAAUAAAAGAAGCUAAUAAUGAUAAUAAAAUUAAAAAUGAUAAUAAACAAAAUACUGAUGAAAAUCUAAUACCAUUAGAAACUCAAAAUAGAAAUUUUCAAAAUAGAAUUUAUGAAAAUGAUAGUGUGAGAUUUUAAUAUAAUUAUUUUCUUAAAUAUAUAUUUAAAAACAAAUACUAUACGUACAUAUAUAAUUGCAGUAUAAAUGUAGAUAUAAUAAAUUAUUGACCAAAAAAAAUUCUCAAAGAAUUAUAGUUUAAAUUAAUUUAAUUCUAUAGAUUUGUAGUUAAAUCUUUUCUUUUUUUUUUUAGAGUAUACAAAAUUUCAUUAAAAUUAGAUUAUAUUAAUUUAUAAAUUAAAAAAUAUAAAAUUAAAUUUAAACGCGGAAAUUGCAUUUAAUUUUCAAAUGAAGAAAAAAAUCAUAUCAUUUUUAAUAACUCAGUGGAUUUUAUUUGUUAAAUAUAAUAAUGAAGUUGAAUCUGAUUGGCAGCUACACUGUUAAUUAUUUAAUAAUAACUAAUAAGAAAUCUAAGUAUGUGAGCAUCACACAUAUCAUUCAUAAUAUUAAAAUCAAAUUCAAUUCAAUGUAAAUAAAAAUUUUAUCAAUUUUAAUAUAUUUUUAAAUUUUCAUUAAAAAAUUGAUUAAAAAACGCAUUUAACAAUUAUACUACUUUAUAUAAAAUAUUUAAGAAUUACUAUAAAUUUUAAGAAUUAAGCUAUAAAACAUAUUUUUUUUUUUUAAACACAUAAUUAUUUAUGACCAAA